AUGGCUCCCCCUGUUCUCCGUGGCACCGCCGAUGUCGAUCGCAUCGAAGCUCCCGUCACGGCAAAAGCCUACAUGAUGUGUGCUUUUGCUUCCUUCGGAGGUAUCUACUUCGGUUACGAUAUUGGCUGGAUCUCCGGUGUCAUGGGCAUGAAGUAUGCCAUCCACACUUUUACCGGUCUUCCUUACAACACCCCCGCCGAGGACUUUGUCAUUUCUGCCAGUGACAAGUCCUUGAUCACCUCUAUCCUGUCCGCUGGUACUUUCUUCGGUGCUCUCGCCGCUGGUGACAUUGCCGACUUCAUCGGUCGUCGUACCACCAUCAUCAUCGGUUGCCUCAUCUUCAUGGUCGGAGUCAUUAUGGAGAUUGUCGCCACCAGCGUCUCUCUUCUCUCUGCCGGUCGCUUCAUCGCUGGUCUCGGUGUCGGUUUCGAAUCGGCCAUUGUCAUCCUCUACAUGUCAGAAAUUUGUCCCAGGAAAGUUCGUGGCGCCCUGAUCGCCUGCUACCAGUUCUGCAUCACCAUCGGUCUCCUACUCGCCUCUUGCGUUGUCUACGGUACUCAGGAUCGUAUGGACAGUGGCUCUUACCGCAUCCCAAUUGGCAUCCAGUUCGCCUGGGCUCUGAUCCUUGGUGGUGGUAUCGCCUGUCUGCCCGAGUCGCCUCGUUACUUCGUCAAGCAAGGCCAGCUCGAGAAGGCUGCUAAGGCUCUGGCUUCCGUCCGUGGUCAACCUGUCGACUCGCAGUUCGUCCAGCAGGAGCUGGCUGAAAUUGUCGCCAACCACGAGUACGAGCUUUCGGUCAUCCCCCAAGGCAGCUACCUCUCAUCCUGGGCCAACUGCUUCAAGGGCUCCCUCUGGAAGGCCAACAGCAACCUCCGCCGUACCAUUCUCGGCACUUCCCUCCAGAUGAUGCAGCAGUGGACUGGUGUAAACUUCAUCUUCUUCUUCGGCACCACCUUCUUCCAGCAGCUCGGCUCCAUCUCAAACCCCUUCCUGAUCGGUCUGAUUACCACUCUCGUCAACGUUCUGUCUACCCCCAUCUCCUUCUGGACCAUUGAGAGAUUUGGCCGUCGCCCCCUGCUCAUCUGGGGUGCUCUUGGUAUGCUCUGCUGCCAAUUCUUGACUGCCAUCCUCGGUACUGCCAUCUCUUCCGACAAUGACGCCGCCACCAAGGCUCAGAUCGCUUUCAUCUGUCUUGCUAUCGCCUUCUUCGCCUCCACUUGGGGCCCUGGAGCUUGGGUGUUGAUUGGUGAGAUCUUCCCUCUGCCUAUCCGUUCCCGCGGUGUCGGUCUUUCGACGGCAUCCAAUUGGCUCUGGAACACCAUCAUUGCGGUUAUAACGCCGUAUAUGGUGGACCCUGAUAAGGGUAACCUCGGCCCCAAGGUGUUCUUCGUCUGGGGAACCCUCUGCACCUGCGCUUGCAUUUACGCAUACUUCCUCGUCCCCGAGACCAAGGGUCUUUCACUCGAGCAAGUCGACAAGAUGCUUGAGGAGGUCAACCCUCGCAACUCUGCUGGCUGGAAACCCACCACCACUUUCGCCAACGAGAUGGGCUUGACAAAGGGCGGUGUCUCUAGUGAGGAGAUCGUCGUGGAUGUCGAGAAGAGAGGCUCUGUCCAUUGAUUUCACGCGACAAAGGUUUGAAAGGACGGCGACUCUCUCGUGAGUAGUAGUGAGAUGAAGGAUUGCUCUUGUUCCUGCACGGCAGUAGAUAUAACACGGC
Molecule: messenger RNA, 1720 nt
Organism: Aureobasidium pullulans EXF-150
Lineage: Eukaryota; Fungi; Ascomycota; Dothideomycetes; Dothideales; Saccotheciaceae
Product: monosaccharide transporter
Exons: 7
Coding region: 1-1620 (539 amino acids)
Biological process (GO): carbohydrate transport; transmembrane transport
Cellular component (GO): membrane
Molecular function (GO): carbohydrate:proton symporter activity
Source: RefSeq, a predicted model, not a curated record